AUAACCUAAAUACAGUCUAUGAUUAUAACUAAUGACAGUAAGCUGGCAUCUGUGAUACCUUAUAAUCAAUCUACAAUCCCAGAUUCACCACAGCAGUGAAAUAAAUGGAGAGUUGCGGUAGUCAACAUGUAUAGUAAUUAGUUAACAAUCUAGUGGUUGAUUUACAUAUGUCAUGAAGUAGUGGAGGACAACAUACAGAAUCAGAACUGUGAACAUAAACAUAACGUGUUCAUUGUCAGUUAAUUAAUUUAUAUUGUUUAGUGUUUAAUCACCACAAUGGUCCUUGUUCCGAGCGAGUAGAGCCUCACAAUACGGCAGAAGUAGCGACUUAAGAUGAACAGUAGAGGGCAGCAACACGUGGUUACAGCUUCCUGUCAAUUCUCGCGAGAUUUACCGGCACCACACUGUACAGAUAUGGCUUAUGCUCCUAGCAACCGGUCGGAAAGUAACUUAGCGCACAUAAGCGGUCUUUGAUAAAGGACAUUGUGUUUAUUUAAAUAUGUAAUAUUUUACUACACUAGUGUUACUACAGCCCGACAAGUCUGGAUCAUUUCAGAGAUCACAGAGCUGUUUCCCGGUUGCUAGCAUGCUGCGGUUAGGAUAGCUAGCUAGCUUACACGCUGCGGUUAGCUCCGUCUGGGACAACGUGAGGAGCAUCUUUACCGAGUAACGUCAUCUAUUCUAGUCGGUUCACGAUGAAGUGUCACUACGAAAUCUUGGAUGUGAAACGAGACGCGGGAGACGGCGACUUGAAGAAGGCGUAUCGUAAAUUAGCGUUGAAAUGGCACCCCGAUAAAAACUUGGACAAUGCGGAUGAUGCAGCGGAGCAGUUUAAGCUGAUUCAAGCAGCUUAUGAUGUCCUGAGCGAUCCCCAGGAGAGAGCAUGGUAUGACAAUCACAGGGAUGCUCUGCUGAAAGGAGGAAUCAGUGGAGAUUAUGAAGAUAACAGCAUUGACCUGCUGCAGUACUUCACGGUCACGUGCUACUCCGGCUUGGGAGAUGACGAGAAGGGCUUUUACACAGUCUACAGGAACCUCUUUGAAUCCAUUGUUAAGGAGGAGAUGGAGCAUGGCAAGGUGGAUGAAGAGGAAGAAGAGGAGUUUACUCCCUUCGGAGACUCACAGAGUGACUAUGACAGCGUAGUUCACAUGUUUUAUGGCUACUGGCAGAGCUUCUGCACUCGUAAAAACUUUGCCUGGAAGGAGGAGUUCGACACUAGGCAGGCCUCCAACCGCUGGGAGAAACGGGCUAUGGAGAAGGAGAACAAGAAGACCAGAGAAAAGGCCCGGAAAGAGCGCAACGAGCUUGUGCGUCAACUUGUCGCUUUUGUUCGCAAGCGUGACCGCCGCGUGCAGGCCCACAGGAAGCUGGUGGAGGAGCAGAACGCUGAGAAGAUCAAGAAGGUGGAGGCGCAGAGGCGGCAGCAGAAGCUCAGCCAGGCCAAACAGGUGGAGGAGUACAAGGAGCAGAGCUGGGCGGCCAUGUCUGAACUUGAGAAGGAGCUGCAGCAGAUAGAGGCUCAGUACGGAGAGGAGUUUGGGGAUGUGUCAGAGAGUGAGGAAGACGAGCUGGAUAUGGACAUGCGUGAGAAGAACGGUGAAAAAGGAGGAGCAGAGCAGCUGGACGGAGACAAACUGACAAUUGAUUAUUAUGAUGAUCUGUUCUGCCCAGCCUGUGACAAAUCCUUCAAAUCAGAUAAAGCUAUGAAAAACCAUGGAAAAUCCAAAAAGCACCGUGAGCUGGUGGCGUUGCUACGACAACAGAUGGAGGUAGAGGACGAUUCAUUUGGUCUUAACGUAAACGGAAAGGAGGGAAUAGAGGCGGAGAAUGAGGAGGAUGAGGAGGAAGAGGAUGAGGAAGACAAGCCUAGACAAAAGCUCUCCAAAAAGCAAAAGAGAAAAAAGAAACAGCAGAAAGUAGUACAUAGUGCUCCAGAGGAAGUGGAGGAAAAAGUAGUGGAAGAAGUGGUGGAGGGAGUGGAGGAGAAAGUGGAGAAGCCAACCCUGACCACCUGUGAGGACGACGCCCCCGAGACGUCAGAGAACACAACACAGCCUGAGAAGCAGGAUGAUCCCCCUCCUACAGAAGUCAAGAGCAGCUCUGGGAAGACGAAAGGAAAAAAAGGAGGAGGAAAGGACCAACCAAAGAGUGUCAAGUCAAACACAGGAGGAGAACAGAUUCCUGAGAGUGAAAUAAUCCUCCGCUGUGUGACCUGCGACGGCGAGUUCUCCACAAGAAACAAGUUGUUUGACCACCUGAAGACCAGCGGUCACGCCAUCGCUGCCUCCUCGAACGCUCCUCACAGCUCCGUGAGCAAGAGCAAAAAAGACAAGAAGAAGAACAGAUAACACCUCUUCAUCAGGGACACAGGGAACUCUGGGAAGGUGAACUUAAAGAAGCCUUUUGAAAGUGGACUUUUUAUGGACCGGUUGGUUGACUCCCAGGGAAUAGUUUUUUUUUAGUUUUUUUUUAAAUUACCCAAUAAGCCUGUUGCGUGAGACAAGGUGUUUGUGCGAUUGAGACUCUCGGUGCAUUUCCCAGUAACUUAUGAACGUCUCUGUGCUUAUAGAAACCUACAGGCUGUGAGUAGGAGACAUUUUAUCAUCACAUCCUUUACUGCUUUGGAACUAACGUCUCUUGGUGUGUCAUGAAGAGCUCUGUGGCGGUAUUACUGCAUCAUAAAAAAAUAAAUAAAGGUGAUACUGCAUGUUGGUAUUUAUAUGACAAA
Molecule: messenger RNA, 2728 nt
Organism: Cyclopterus lumpus (lumpfish)
Lineage: Eukaryota; Metazoa; Chordata; Actinopteri; Perciformes; Cyclopteridae
Gene: dnajc21
Product: DnaJ heat shock protein family (Hsp40) member C21
Exons: 12
Coding region: 696-2348 (550 amino acids)
Cellular component (GO): cytoplasm
Molecular function (GO): zinc ion binding; nucleic acid binding
Source: RefSeq, a predicted model, not a curated record